AGAAAAUUGCCGCUGGCGAGCUCCAGAAAGCCUGACCCUGCAGCGCGCCUUCAGGAAAGGCGAGGUGGCGAAGGUGGAGAGGCUGUCCAUCUCCCUCAAGAGGCGGCGGUGGAGGUGGCGGAGCCGGCAUCGUGCGCGCCUGUAAGUCCCUGCGAGGGGCAAGCGGCUUCUGGGGGACCUGGAGGACCUGCCGCACUCGCCUGCGGGCAUCAAGUCGAAGGACAUCAUGCCCACCUCGAAUCCGACGCCGUGGGUGGAGGGGCAUGCGGGGCCGGCGGAUGUAUUACGGCAAGUACCAGAGCGGGUACUUCAUGCAGGGGCAGUUCUACAUCCUUUCCCGCCCCGUGCUGGAGUGCAUCUUCAAACACACUGACGUAAAGGCCUGCAAGGGCAAGCCCGGGGAGGACGCGAUGGUCGGCUGCCUCGUGACGAACACCUACAACGUUUCGAGGUCCCUGCAGGCCGGCAUCCCGUGGUCGCGCAGCGGCCCGUGCCCGGAGCCCUGGCGCCUGGCCGUGGACUGGGACCAGAAGGCCAGGGGCGGGCUGAGCGUGGCGAGGCGGCCGACCACCCCCAGAUCGGGAGUCUGGGAGGAGGGGCGCGAUCCCUCCUCCUCCUCCCUCCUCCGCCUCCGCCUCCUCCUCCUCCUCCUCCUCCUCCUCCUCCUCCUCCCUCCUCCGCCUCUUCCCCUUCCCCCCAGGAGGGGCGACGAUCGCGACGAGUACGACCCGUAGUUGCGACGACUUCGACGGCGGCGCCGAGGAGGAGAAAGAGGAGUGCGAGAAGGAAACCCCGGCAUGGUUUACGCAGGCCCUGGAGAGAUGUGACAACAGGUACGGCCACGACGACGGCAGCGAUGCGGCCCAGGGCCGCGGCCCCCCUGCGCAGGCCAGUAGUCGGCCCGGCCUGGCCGCAUCCUGCGGG
Prorocentrum cordatum is the source of this 924-nucleotide messenger RNA. The record is from the annotation of a GenBank genome assembly. NCBI's taxonomy places the organism in Eukaryota, Dinophyceae, Prorocentrales, Prorocentraceae.